Messenger RNA from Danaus plexippus (monarch butterfly), 1628 nucleotides. Its product is annotated as dynein assembly factor with WD repeat domains 1. Bases 106 to 1365 code for a protein of 419 amino acids. Lineage: Eukaryota; Metazoa; Arthropoda; Insecta; Lepidoptera; Nymphalidae. Gene Ontology annotation, molecular function: U4 snRNA binding; protein binding; U6 snRNA binding. Gene Ontology annotation, biological process: mRNA splicing, via spliceosome. The transcript is spliced from 9 exons. The record is from RefSeq and is a predicted model, not a curated record. Gene Ontology annotation, cellular component: U4/U6 x U5 tri-snRNP complex.
UCACAAGGCAACCGUGUUAUUGACCAAAUGUGACAGCUCUUUAAAAACUAUACACACAUGAAAAAAAUAAUAAAAAUGUACAUUUUGAUAUAGAUUAUACUUAUAAUGAAGUUAUUAAAGUUCCACCUUAGGUAUCAUCCUCCUGGCAUCGUGCUGGAGUAUCUGCAGAAGGGUAUCGUCAAGAAUAAGGACAUCGAUCUCCUAGAUCUCAAUAGCAACUCAGACACGAAAGCGAUCGCUAACGAGCUGUAUCAUAAAGAACUCCUGAUAACGGAAGACGUUCGUGAGCAGUUGGAGCAAUGUCUCGAAACCCUGAAGAAGAGGAUCGAGCACGAGGGACCCACGGGGAAGAGGUUCUACAUCUACAAAACCCUACACACACACGUCCUGCCUCUCACUAAUGUUUGUUUUGAUAAGACUGGUCAACGAUGCCUCUCUGGAAGCUAUGACAGAACGUGCAAAGUAUGGGAUGUUGAAUCUGGGAAAGAAUUAAAGACUUUAUCGGGCCACCAAAACGUCGUCUACGCUGUCGGAUUUAAUUUUCCCUCGUGUAACAGGGUUUUGACUGGUUCCUUCGACAAAACUGCUAAAAUCUGGAAUGCGGAGACAGGGGAAUGUCUCGCCACACUGUGGGGUCACACAGGGGAGGUGGUUGCCGCUCAAUUUAACUCGAAAGGAGACUAUGUAGGAACUGGAUCUAUGGACCAUCUUGCUAAAUUAUAUGACUCUGGAACAGGCGCAGAGAUUCAGACUUAUGCUGGACAUACAGCAGAGGUGAUUGCUUUACAAUUCGAUCCAAAUGAAGGCCAAAAACUAAUCACCGGGUCCUUCGAUGGAACCAUAUCCCUGUGGGAUACGAGAGUCAGAGAUCGUGUGGGGGUGCUCCGCGGUCAUUCUGGGGAGAUAUCGAGCGUGCAGUACAACUGGGACAGCACUCUCGUGGGGUCCGCAUCGUUGGACGGCAGCGCUCGUCUGUGGGAUGCGAGACAGAACACCUGCCUGGCGACCGUCGCCUCGCAUUCUGAUGAAGUGCUGGAUAUCUGUUUUGACUGGGCUGGUCAGCGCAUGGCCACCUCGUCCAGUGACUGUUCAGCUCGCGUGUACGAUGUGCGAGCUGAAUUUAAGGAACUGGCUGUCAUGAAGGGGCAUAGAGAGGAAGUGUCGAAGGUGUGUUUCAGUCCAGCUGGGGGAUGCUUGCUCACGUCCUCCGCUGACAGGAGCGCUCGCAUCUGGAACACUAACACCGGUAACUGCAUACAGGUGUUGUCCGGUCACCAGGGGGAGAUCUUCUCCUGUGCUUUCUCGUACGCCGGCGACGCUAUCGUGACCGCCUCCAAGGAUAACACAUGCAGGAUCUGGAGAUGACUCGACUGGUGGUUAGCUUGAACCCGUGACAAAAAUUAUCGCAUAUAAACAAUUUUGCACAAGUUCCAUUACUGUGAUAGAAACGAGAACAUCUGGUUUCGAUCGAAAAAACCUUAAAAUAGCUUUAGAUAUCUCAUAGAAAAAUAUACAAUAGUACAAAGUUUUCAAGCUUUAUCAUAUCAGAGCAGUUGUUAAUGAUAGAAUUUAAUUAUAUAGAAAAUAUUUAUUGUUAAUCUUUUUCACUUUAAUUAAAUAAAAUAUAA